Molecule: messenger RNA, 3041 nt
Organism: Oreochromis aureus
Lineage: Eukaryota; Metazoa; Chordata; Actinopteri; Cichliformes; Cichlidae
Gene: grm6a
Product: glutamate receptor, metabotropic 6a
Exons: 16
Coding region: 179-2920 (913 amino acids)
Biological process (GO): regulation of synaptic transmission, glutamatergic; G protein-coupled glutamate receptor signaling pathway
Cellular component (GO): membrane
Molecular function (GO): adenylate cyclase inhibiting G protein-coupled glutamate receptor activity
Source: RefSeq, a predicted model, not a curated record
CCGGAGUUUGACUCAGUCGCCGGGACCAGCGGAGAGUUUACCGGAGAGGAGCAGCGGCUGUCUGCGGACCUGCAGGCGGAGCGGAGCGGGUUCGGGACUGAGCUCGGACCGCGAGGAGAGGGAUCCCGCUGCGGUUUCCACAGCAGGAUGAAAGCUCAGUUCUGAACAUCACCUCAGUAUGACAUCAUCAGGCCCUGCCCUAUCCUCUCUCCCCCUCCACCAUCAUCAUCAUCCUUAUUACCUUCAUAUCUUCUUCUGCACUUUCUACCAACACCAUCUGUGGCCCCGCCUCCUGCUAUCUCUCUGCCUCUGGACUGGUGGGCAAGUGGUCCAGGUGAGCGCUUCUCACCAGCACUUCCACCCCCACUCCAUAAAGAUACCAGGUGACAUCACUCUGGGCGGGCUGUUCCCCAUCCAUGCCCGCGGACCCCACGGUGUAAACUGCGGGGAGCUGAAGAAGGAAAAGGGGAUCCACCGCAUGGAGGCCAUGCUGUACGCUCUGGACCAGAUUAACAGCGACCCUGAGCUGCUGCCAAAUAUCACACUUGGGGCCCGGAUCCUGGACACCUGCUCCAGAGACACCUACGCUCUGGAACAGUCACUCACCUUUGUUCAGGCUCUUAUCCAGAAAGACACAUCCGACAUUCGCUGCUCCAAUGGCGAGCCGCCCAUCAUCCGUAAGCCGGAGAGGGUGGUGGGAGUGAUCGGAGCAUCAGCCAGCUCUGUGUCGAUCAUGGUGGCCAACAUCCUGCGGCUUUUUGAGAUCCCUCAGGUGAGCUAUGCAUCCACAGCUCCAGAGCUCAGUGAUAACAACCGGUACGACUACUUCUCCAGGGUGGUUCCUCCGGACUCGUACCAGGCUCAGGCCAUGCUGGACAUCGUCAAAGCCCUGGGCUGGAACUACGUGUCCACCCUUGCCUCAGAGGGUAACUAUGGAGAGAGCGGAGUUGACGCCUUCAUGCAGAUCUCCAGAGAGGCUGGUGGGGUGUGUAUCGCUCAGUCGGUGAAGAUUCCUCGCGAGCCAACAGCUGGAGAGUUUGACAAGAUCAUCAAACGUCUGAUGGAGACGAGUAAUGCCAGAGGCGUGAUCAUUUUUGCCAAUGAGGAUGACAUCAAGCGUGUCCUUGAGGCAGCAAAACGUGCUAACCUGACGGGCCACUUCCUGUUUGUGGGGUCAGACAGCUGGGGUGCGAAAAGCUCACCGGUCACUGAGCUGGAGGAUGUUGCCGAGGGUGCAGUCACCAUCCUGCCAAAGCGGGCUUCAAUUGACGGGUUUGAUCAGUACUUCAUGACUCGCUCCCUGGAGAACAACCGCAGGAACAUCUGGUUUGCUGAGUUCUGGGAAGACGAUUUCAGGUGUAAACUGACCCGGCCUGGAAUCAAACUGGACCCCGAUAAGAAGAAAUGUACAGGUGACGAGAGGAUCGGACGGGACUCGCUCUACGAGCAGGAAGGAAAGGUUCAGUUUGUAAUCGAUGCGGUCUACGCCAUGGCUCACGCUCUGCACAACAUGCACCAGGAUCUGUGUCCCGGCAGCUCCGGAGUCUGCAACAACAUGGACCCUGUGGAGGGACAAGUGCUGCUCAACUACAUCAGAACCGUCAACUUCAAUGGAAGUGCUGGUACAAGUGUUUUGUUCAACGAGAACGGAGACGCUCCCGGACGCUAUGACAUCUUCCAGUUUCAGAUGACCAAUCACAGCCACCCUGGCUACCAUGUCAUCGGCCAGUGGACCAACAAUUUGAGACUCAAUCUGGAGGAGAUGCAGUGGUCUGGAGGGGAUAGAUCCGUUCCAGAGUCCAUCUGUAGUUUUCCUUGUAAACCAGGAGAAAGGAAGAAGAUGGUGAAGGGCGUUCCUUGCUGCUGGCACUGUGAGCUGUGUGAUGGGUAUCAGUACCAACUGGAUGAGUUUAACUGUGAGACCUGUCCGUCAGACAUGCGGCCGGUCCCCAACCGAACCGCCUGCCGUCCCACUCCGAUCAUCAAACUGGAGUGGAACUCUCCCUGGGCCCUAGUGCCUGCCUCUCUCGCUAUGCUCGGUAUCCUGGCAACCAGCGCUGUGGUUAUCACCUUCAUCCGUUUCAAUGACACGCCCAUUGUCAGGGCGUCAGGGAGGGAGCUCAGCUAUGUACUGCUGACAGGUAUCUUCCUGAUCUACCUGAUCACCUUCCUGAUGAUUGCGGAGCCAGGUGUGGUAGUUUGUGCAUUCCGGCGCCUCCUGCUGGGCCUCGGCAUGGCCAUCACCUACUCUGCCAUGCUGACCAAAACCAACCGCAUCUACCGCAUCUUUGAACAGGGCAAGAGAUCGGUGACCCCGCCCAAAUUCAUCAGCCCUACGUCCCAGCUAGUCAUCACCUUCAUCCUCAUCUCUGUCCAGGUCCUCGGUGUGUUUGUGUGGUUUGGCGUCGUCCCCCCUCACACCAUUAUCGAUUAUGACGAGCUCCGCCCUCCGAACCCUGACCUGGCCCGGGGCAUCCUGAAGUGUGACAUGUCUGACUUGUCAAUCAUCUGCUGCCUCAGCUACAGCAUCGUUCUCAUGGUAACAUGUACGGUGUACGCUGUGAAGAGUCGCGGCGUUCCAGAGACGUUCAACGAAGCAAAACCAAUUGGCUUCACUAUGUACACAACCUGCAUCGUCUGGCUCGCAUUCGUACCCAUCUUCUUUGGUACCGCACAGUCCACCGAGAAGAUGUUCAUCCAGACAGCCACUCUGACCGUCUCCAUGUCUCUCAGUGCGUCCGUCUCUCUCGGGAUGCUCUACAUGCCCAAAGUUUACGUCAUCAUUUUCCAUCCCGAGCAAAACGUCCAGAAGAGGAAGAGAAGCUUCAAGGCUGUUGUCCAGGCUGCCAGAUUGUCUCAAAAAUCUACAAGUGACAAACAGAAUGGAGAGACAAAGAUCGAACCUGACAGAACGCAGUAAUGCUGCAGUAAUACUACAAACUAAAGGUAGCUGUGGACCAAUCCCCAUGCAGAGCCUGAUGACAUCAUCAUGAAGAUCACAUGGUCUCUCUCACACACACACACACACUCAGAACAACAAU